Psammomys obesus (fat sand rat) is the source of this 252-nucleotide messenger RNA. It is a transcript of the gene Wfdc9, whose product is annotated as WAP four-disulfide core domain 9. Bases 1 to 252 code for a protein of 83 amino acids. The transcript has 3 exons. NCBI's taxonomy places the organism in Eukaryota, Metazoa, Chordata, Mammalia, Rodentia, Muridae. The record is from RefSeq and is a predicted model, not a curated record.
AUGAGGCUCCAGAUCUUCCUUCUCGCAGUGUCCGUCCAUGGAGUUGUGGUGUUUCUGCAUGUUCUGGGAAGCCUCAGGGACAAGAUCCCAGAAAUCGAUCAGUGCUGGGUACAGCCUCCGACCAGGUUCUGUGGCAAAAGGUGCACGAAGGUGCAGAACUGUGUGAGCCCAAACCACACGUGCUGCUGGACAUACUGUGGAAACAUCUGUUUGGACAAUGCAGAACCCUUUAAAAGCCUGAUGAAACACUAG